Molecule: messenger RNA, 2140 nt
Organism: Acinonyx jubatus (cheetah)
Lineage: Eukaryota; Metazoa; Chordata; Mammalia; Carnivora; Felidae
Gene: ZBP1
Product: Z-DNA binding protein 1
Exons: 8
Coding region: 356-1540 (394 amino acids)
Biological process (GO): positive regulation of type I interferon-mediated signaling pathway
Cellular component (GO): nucleus
Molecular function (GO): DNA binding; RNA binding; double-stranded RNA adenosine deaminase activity
Source: RefSeq, a predicted model, not a curated record
GAGAGAGAGAGAGGGAACACACGAGCAGGGGAGGGGCAGAGAGAGAGGGAGACACAGAAUCCAAAGCAGACUCCAGGGCCUGGGCCAUCAGCACAGAGCCCGACGCAGGGCUCGGACUCACAGACUGUGAGAUCGUGACCUGAGCCGAAGUCGGACGCUUACCUGACUGAGCCACUCAAGUGCCCCUGGCCAAGGUCAUUUCUGAGCAGCCCAUCUGCCCGUCACCGAACAGAGGUGUUACCUCGAGCAGAGGAUCCUGCGGGUGCUGAGGGACGCUGGCUCCCCUGUGAAGUCUGUCCAGCUGGCAAAGGAAUGCCAAGUGCCCAAGAAGAAGCUCAACCAAGUCCUCUACCGGAUGGAGAAGGAGUCGAAAGUCUCCCUGGCGGGCCUGGCGAUGUGGCGCCUGGGCGAGGGAGGGACCGGAGAAGUGGUCCCCACAGAGCCGGCCCAGCUCAGCCAGGCGGCGAGGCCCCAGCAGGACGCAGCCGCGGUUCCAGAGGAACCUGGCCCUCAGCUCAGCGAACAGCAGAAAGCCAUCUAUAGGUUUCUGGAAGGCGCUGGGCCCUGUAAGGCCCUGAUCAUCGCCCGGGCCCUGGGAAUGAAGACAGCAAAAGAAGUCAACCCACACUUGUAUGAUAUGAGAAAGAGGCACCUUCUGAGUCUUGAUGAGAAAUCAAGUCUAUGGUCGAUUUAUCGACCAGAUUGUGGAGGAAGAAGCGAGUCCCCCGCGAUUAUUUACCAGCAAAAUCCAAUCAACAUGAUCUGUCAGAAUGGACCAAAUAACUAUAUUUCCAUUGAGAACUCGGAAGACAUCCAGAUUGGACAUGGGAACGUCAUAGUGAAGCCAACCGCCUCUGGGGAGAAUGGUUCCGUGGCUCCCCUCCACCUCCCUCCAAUGGCACCAGCUGAUCCCCCGACGCAGAGUUCCCCGGCUGCAGCCUGGGCGCCCCAGGACAUCCACUUGGAGAAGUCUGUGCUCAGACGGGUGCUGCUGGGACAUGGCAACAAGAUGAGCCUUACCAGUGCCCCGGCCGAAGGCCCGGCUGCCUGCAGCCCCUCCGGCAGCCCCCCAGUCUCUGCCACCACUGUUGGCUCAGGAGCUUCGUUCAAAAUUCCAGGGUCCAAACCAGGACCUGACUGCAAGAUCCAGAGAGUCCACAUCAGUUCAUGCUUCCUUGAGGACACUGCCAUUGGCAACGGCAACAGAAUGACUGUCAUCUCAGGGACAGCUGGUCCAGGAGGAGUUGCAGAGCCUGAGGACAGCAGAAGGGGCCCUGAGGAGCUGGACAAGGAUGCAGGACCCCUCUCCGAAGGUGCGGAGCCCAGAAGGGAGUUCCCUCCGGACCCGGCUUCCUCCCUCAGCACCAACGUCUCGAAGCUCUUCCCCCAUCUAGAAGCCGUGACUCUUGAAAGCAGGGAUCCCCACAACGCCGAAGACGGCGGCCGGGUGGACAGAACCCCAGACGUGGCGUCCCAGGGGGAGGUCGCGCCCGGAGCAGACAGCCAGCCUCUCUCGGAAAGAGCAGGCGAACGCCAGUGAACCUCCGGUACUAUGCUUUCUGGGCUCCGUAAGUGUCCUUUUCCGCCUUCUUGCCUCCUGACACGCGACCGGCAAGGGUCAGCGUUUGGGCUGGGCCUGGCCUGGGGCCGGGUCACCUCUGUCCCUACCACCACCUUAGCCUGCCUUCCAUCAUGGCUACCCACUCUCCUGUCACUCAAGACCUGACUUCCUCAAGGCCUGUUAUGGCUGCCUGACCUCUUUCCAACUCGACCUUUCUAGAACUUCCCUACCUUGACUUGGAUCUCUCGGCCCUUCUUAGCUGAACUUCCAGAAACCAGAUCCCUGCCGUCCGGGCCCCAGUGGGAGUCACUGGCCAGCCCAUGGGCCAGGUGACCUCUGCUGGCCAAUCAUCAAGGAAUGUUUGUCUUACGCCAGCAUGGUGCUCGCGGGUGGACGGGGUUCCCUUGGAAGGGCUGUGGGCGCAGUGGCAUUUCCAGAACAAAGAAACGGAGUGGGGUUGGUUCAGAGGACACUCGCGGAGGGAUGAUGGGAGGAAGACAGAGAGGGAUAGAAGAAGGUGGUGGUCAGCCGGGCAGGGCCAUUGUGGACUCGUGUGCUCCACUCGUUACGCCCACGACA